Dovyalis caffra is the source of this 537-nucleotide messenger RNA. Lineage: Eukaryota; Viridiplantae; Streptophyta; Magnoliopsida; Malpighiales; Salicaceae. The record is from the annotation of a GenBank genome assembly.
AUGGACUUGAAUGUCGUUUCUUCGUUAUAUGAGGAGUUGUUGCUGUCUGCUAAUAACAACGACGACGGCGAUGAUGAUGAGGGGCUUUAUUUGCUCGACGGUGGCAAUAGCUUUGUUGCGGUAGUGUUGGGUGGCGAAGACAUCCUUGGAUCGGCUUUAGGUAGCAAUGAAACUAGUGAGUUUGGGCAAGUAGGAGGUGUUGUUGAAGAGAAAGAGAGUGUAAAAUGGUGGAGAAAACGAAGGGGAGAAAGGAGGAGCACCUUCAAGAAGAAGGCUCCUAAGGCCAUAAAAGAGAUCAGGAAGUUCACUCAGAAGGCUAUGGGAACAAAGGAUGUGAGAGUGGAUGUUAAGCUGAACAAACACAUCUGGAGCAGAGGGAUUCGAAGUGUCCCAAGAAGGAUCAGGGUUCGCAUUGCUCGUAGGAGAAAUGAUGACGAAGAUGCAAAGGAAGACCUCUACUCCCUUGUGACUGUUGCAGAACUCCCACCAGAAGGACGAAAGGGGCUUGGCACCAAGGUUAUUGAAGAGGAUGAUUGA